Messenger RNA from Neurospora hispaniola, 2663 nucleotides. RefSeq lists its product as uncharacterized. The record is from RefSeq and is a predicted model, not a curated record. NCBI's taxonomy places the organism in Eukaryota, Fungi, Ascomycota, Sordariomycetes, Sordariales, Sordariaceae. Gene Ontology annotation, molecular function: DNA-binding transcription factor activity, RNA polymerase II-specific; DNA binding; zinc ion binding. Bases 340 to 2319 code for a protein of 659 amino acids. Gene Ontology annotation, biological process: regulation of DNA-templated transcription; DNA-templated transcription. The transcript is spliced from 4 exons.
UGCUCGAGGAGACCACGCCACGCCAUAUCAAUUAUCCAAUUUCCCGGGCCAAGUUAUAUUGCAGCUUUAGUGGGCGCCGGAUGGUCCUAUCAGGCCAAGACAAGCCGAACCAGCGUCUAUAGCCAAGCUAGCAGCCGGUACAUCGUACUCGGUUUCGAUACAAACAUCACCACCCGACCCGAGCUAAAACACGUCCAUCGUUCGAUUUCUCCGCUCGUCACAUCGGCUUCCAUCCCAUCGCAUCGACUCGUCCUUUGACUAGCACGAGACACACCAGCAAGCACAACCCCCCAACGUCGCCGAUUUCACUCUGAAAUUUAGCCAGACGGAUUGCCGACAAUGGAGCCCUUCUCGCCCGAAGCCCCACACUGCAACGGCACCUCCAGUAGCAGCUCGCCCGCAGUGUCUAGCAACAGCCCGGGGACGGCGACCUCGGGCACUGUCCGGAACGGGUCGGUGGCUACGACGACAUCACAGCCAUCAGUACCUCCUCCUUCCGUUCCAGCGGCGUGUCUCCCUUGUCGAACCAAACAUCUCAGAUGCGAUGGAAAUCACCCGUGUGGCCGUUGCACCGCGACCGGCAUCGUCGCCGACUGUGCCUAUAUUGCUUCGCGCCGUGGGUACAAAGGCCCUCGUAGAAACCCCAAUAACCCUACUCCCGGUGCCAAUCCCAAUAAGCGACAUGCGUCCUCAUCGCCCCCUUACGCGGGAACUACUCCUGACAGCUGCCCCAUGAUGUUGGGGCAUGCGCCUGUUACCAUGGCCACACCCUCGGUUCAUGCCUUCAACCCUUCCGUCGUUUUGCCGGACCAGUCGCAGCUCUCCUUCCCGUCAACCCCCUCCGUUGCGAGCAUCCCCGUCUACAGGAACAACUAUAUGAUGGACGGCACCGCUAUGACAUUGGCGACACAGGCCGCUCCGCCCAUCCAGCCUCCAGCAGCAAGUUUGCCAGAGCGUUGUUUCGAGGCUUUCUACCACUAUUUCCACGCCGGUCAUCCGUUCGUCUUGCCCAAGAGGAACUUGGUUGAAUUGCUCAAGAGCAACUCAGAGCCAAACCUUCCAGUAUUGAUGGCCGCCAUGAGAUAUAUUGGUUCACUUUACGUUGAUGCAGGCCCUGCCAAGGCCAGAUUUCUGGAUGAAGCCAUUCAGCUGUGUUACGCCCCGGGUGUGCGCAAGGACGGAUUCUUGAUCCAGGCGCUCCUGCUUAUCAUCAUUGGGUUGGACGGCAGUUGCGAGCAAGAAAGAGCUCGGGAACUCCUUGCUAUUUGUGAAAGAUAUGCCAUCGAAAUUGACCUUAACAAGCGGGAAUUUGCUGUCAUGCAUGGCCGAGGCGAUCCGAUCAUGGAGGAAAGUUGGCGGCGAACCUGGUGGGAUCUCUAUGUCUGCGAUGGCAUGAUUGCUGGUGUUCACCGGGUGACCAACUUUCUGUUGUUUGAUAUCAUGACCGAUGUUGGCCUUCCCUGCGAGGAGGAGGAGUACCACAAAGGGUGCAUCCCUUCACCGAUGAGUCUUGAGGACUUUGACGAUAAGGAGUUCCAGGACGAAGACCGAGAGUUCUCAUCAUUUGCGUAUCGUGUUGCCGCAGCCAGAAAUCUGGGCAGGAUGAUGCGGAUGCCGAACGUCAUGUUCCCGGAUGCGGCAGAGGUGGACAAGAUGGAGGCACAUCUGUCCAAUUGGAGAAUGCAUCUUCCGGAUAACAAGAGGGAUGAUCUCGAUAAGAAUUGCCAGCUUGAUGAGAUGAUGUUCCAAGCGCACUUUAUCACCCAUGCGUGCACCAUUAUGCUCCACCAGCCUCUUUCCCAGCUUGACUCUUCGCCAGUCCAAGCCGUCAACUCUUGCGCGCCUCACAGGCCCGUCCACUCAGGCGAUCAAUACAACGCCCAUACUAAGCACACUGUCACGGCGGCCUGCGAGAUCAGCAAGAUGAUCACGCAAGCUGUUCCCGUGACCAGCCAUACGCACUUCUUCACGUGCGUCGUAACCCUCUCUUCCAUCGUCCACCUGUCCAAAUGGGCCCUCUACAUGAUAGAAGAUGAGGCCGACCUCCGCCAGCAAAUCCGGCUGAACAUUGGCGCCCUCAACAAGCUCAGUAAGGUCUGGAAGGCGGCCAAUACGGCUUGGGGCCAGGUCAAGGGCGUGGCGCAGGAGAUCUACCGCCAAAAGAAGGUGCAGCAGAUCACCCCGGCUUUCUGGGUCGGCUAUACCCAGGAACAGAUGAUGACAUCGAUUCAGGCGGACGAGAGCAUCAUAAGCGAGUUCGACCAGGGGCUGAUUGCUCAAGUUGGCAUUGCUCAAGUUGGCGUCACCCAAGCUCAGUGAGCUAAUGGCGUCAAUAAGGUGAUGCGUCUUGGCUUGGUUUGGGAUGAGGGGUUCAAAGAGAAAUCGCAAGUGGAUGGUAUAAAAUAAUCUUGGUAGUUGCAAAGCGGGUAGAAAGGCAGGAGGGUCUUGUACUUAAAUAGUCAGCUCUGGGCUUUGGAUUUUCAAAACGACGACAAGGCCAACAGGGGCGUGUCUGGGCGCGCGCCUUCAAGAGUGCAGUACCUUGCGAGCAAGUAAGGUAGUUACAGUACGCUUGGGCUCGCUUGGUUGCUUGGACAUAGUUUUGGGUUACAUAAAAUAUCCUAGUAAAUAUCACGAUUGGUUAUCGGUCUCUCGAACGGGGG